Molecule: messenger RNA, 1821 nt
Organism: Lichtheimia ornata
Lineage: Eukaryota; Fungi; Mucoromycota; Mucoromycetes; Mucorales; Lichtheimiaceae
Exons: 12
Coding region: 1-1821 (606 amino acids)
Biological process (GO): nucleotide-excision repair; transcription by RNA polymerase I; transcription by RNA polymerase II
Cellular component (GO): transcription factor TFIIH holo complex; transcription factor TFIIH core complex
Source: RefSeq, a predicted model, not a curated record
AUGUGGGAACCCAAUGAGCAGCUGCUUCUUCGAGCACCAGUACUAUACAAAAAGAACGAGGGAACGCUAUUUGUGACACCACGACGAAUAGCAUGGCAGCAACAAGGAACACCACAAUUGAACCCAUCUAUCCUCUACAACAGCAUUUCAGGGUUACAACAGACGCCUGAAAAAGCUGCCAAAGUACUGUUGAAGAUCUCGACGACAGCCGAUCCAGCACCCAAAGAUUACACGUUCCAGUUCAUUUCGCAAAAGGCUUUAACAGAACGCGAAGCUGUAAAGUCUCAAAUCACCGAGUUGUUGGCACGAGCACGGGGAGGAUCAAGGCCAUCGUCAGCAACACCUCAUCGGUCACCUGCUAGAACACCUAUACCACCACCACCGCAUCCUCCAAGUAGUGCACCUUCCACGCCCGCAGGAGCUACAGCUACAGCAGCAUCUUCCCCUGCACCAGCAACACCACAACAACAAGCACCAUCCACCCCAUCCUCAUCAGCUGUUAGCAGCCCAAUACCCGGUAGCCCACAAGCAUGGCGGCAUGAAGAAUUCAAUGCAAGAAAGCAGCUACUAUCCACGAGUCGAGAAUUACAUACGUUGCAUAUGGAACUCGUGGUCCAAGGCAAGACGGUGACAGAAGAAGAGUUUUGGGCAAGUCCUUAUGUGAAACGGAUACGCCAGAAAUUGAAAAAGGAUACUGUAUCUCGUGAAGGACGACAAAAGGGACGAUCAUCCAAGAUGGUUGAAUUGAUGCCGGGUCAACAAGAAGGAUCGGAUGUCAAGUACACGCUUACGAGCCAAAUCAUCCACAACAUUUUCACCGAGUUUCCAUCAGUCAAGAGAGCUUAUGAUACCAAUGUACCGGAUAAGGUCUCUGAAAAAGACUUUUGGAAACGUUUCUUGGCAUCUGAAUUCUUUCAUCGAUCGAGGACGGGGGCGCGAUCACAAAUGGCGACGUAUGAUGAUAUAUUUGAUCGAUGUUUACAAGAGGAAGAUGAUGAAAAUUCCAAAGCACCUGAACUUUCGAGCUUGGACAAGAUUAGACGUGCCAUCGAUCUUACAGCUACUCAAGAAGAUCAUAUUGACAGUGGCAAUGCACCCGAUUUCACAAUGCGAGCUGGUGGUAAUACCCAAGUGCUACCUUUGAUCCGGAGGUUCAAUCGUCAUGCUAUGAGAGUGUUGGAGACUCCGCCAUCUAAGCUCAAGGAACAAAAAGCCAACAACGAGGAUGACAUUAUCAAGGAAAUCGAGAUCCCCGAUUUGCAACCAGAACAGCCUUCCGAACGUGUUGUGCUCGACAUUCAAGAUUCAAAGCGUUAUUUCGAGAGCCAAAGCAAAGACCGUGGACAUCUCAAUAUCACUGAACAGGAUGCCAAAGAGCUGCUGGGUAGUUUCAAGGAACAAUUUGACGCAUGGCAACCUGAUUUGACAAAGUCGGUCAUGAAGCCAAAGACAGCCGAUAGCGCCUACCUCCAACUUACAGAAAGCAUAAAGCGGAAGGUGAUGCAUGAUCAGAAAACGGCAGGAGCAGAUGUCAAACUUCCUCCGCAAGUGCACCAAAAAGUCCAGAGCUAUCACUCGGCGACGAAUGAGAUCUUAAGACAUUUUUGGGCCUCUUACGAUCCAUACCGGGCGGAUAAAAACACACGCAUGGCGGAUGGCCUGAAGAAGCAACGUGAAAAGUUCAAUGAGAUCUUGAUCACUGUCAAUAGCUACCAAGGCGACGUUGACAAAUGCAAGAGGAUGUUGAAACCCGUAAUGGUUGCCAUGGAUAUAGCACUGAAGGCAGCAGAAAAAAAGGCCAACAAAAAGCGGCGUGUAUGA